Molecule: messenger RNA, 461 nt
Organism: Stegodyphus dumicola
Lineage: Eukaryota; Metazoa; Arthropoda; Arachnida; Araneae; Eresidae
Product: cytosolic carboxypeptidase 6-like
Source: RefSeq, a predicted model, not a curated record
ACGAGGCUUAAUGCGUUUAUUUUACCGUUAAAAAUUAAAUCUUUUAUUGAUCUUCUGCCAGUUAUAUAUUUACAAGUAAACAAUAUUCCAUGUGGCUUGUUUGUUAGUGCGUUGCUAUUGCAGCGACAUAUGUUAAUGUUUAUCGAUGCGAGAAUUUCUCAUCGUCUUCGAAGCAUUCAGUGAACAACAUGGGAGAUUUUGAAUCAGAAAGUAGCAGUAGUGAUGGCGAGAAUGCUGGUGAAGUAAAAAACGUGGCCCGUUUAGUAAUGAGACCUCCUGGCCACAGUGGAAAAGCUAAGAAAGGACAUUUGGUUUUUGAUGCCUCGUUCGAAGGCGGAAAUCUCGGAAGAGUAGACUAUGUAGGGGAACUCGACUAUGACUUGUAUGUCCGUCCUGAUGUAGCAAAUCCAAGACACAGGGUCUGGUUUAAUUUCACCGUUGAGAACGUUCGAGUGGAUCAA